AUCCAUGGCUGUUUGCCUGUGUUGAUUCAUAUGGUAUAUAGUUAUUUUUUGAGGGAGUUGUUGAAAUUUCCGUUUGGUCUGUGAGAAAAUGUAGUAGUAUCACAUACGAUGUUGUACGUAACUGGAAAUUUUAGACUGUGUUAUAUUGCGUGUACAAUUCCAUUCACUCAAGGACGCACAAUUGCUUAAGAAUGAGCGCUGGAGUUGAGGUGUUGAUAUCCUGCAAUCUGGAAGAGAGUUGUGUUUUGAACGGAUCCAUUAAAGGAAAUUUCAAUAACCUGUUGAAAUGGUGACAAGUCUGUAUUUGAGCAUUCUCACAACUUCUGGAAACAGCUGUGCUUAUGGGUCAACUUACUCAUGGAAAAGGCAUUUCAAGCUAUUGGAUAAUCAUAAAUCUCAUAUUCCCUCUGGGAUUGAUAAACAAUAUCCUUGGAAUCAUUCUGUGAUGGGUUUAUACUUAAUGGGUAAUCCCAGUAUAUUGAGACGAAGAGAUUUGAGAACACAAGCUGGAUGGUUUUUUAAUAAGGGGGGUGAUGUGGGGUCGGAUGCAAGUAUUGAACGUAGUGAGAGUGCUAAUGAGGAUAUAUUGAUAUUUUUCUUCCAGUUAGAUUUGGCAACUCGAGUACAGUAUGCUCUGAAUAUGGAGCAAUAUGAUAUUGCACAGCAACUGAGGAAUAAGCUUACCGAGGUUGAAGCUGAGAUCAUCAGGCAGCAAGAAGCAAAGAGGGGAUCAUCUUCAAAGAGCGAAGCUCAAGACAAGGGUCUUAGUAUCAUACGUCUACGUGCAGACCUGCAGACUGCAGUGGAGAGUGAGAACUAUGCUUUGGCAGCUGAAUUACGGGAUCAGAUUUCCAAAAUGGAGGCAGAGGCUUUGGCUGCAUCUGCAAAUGCUCUAGCAUAUGAAAAUGCACAAUACUCUUUUCGUUUGGGACAAAAAGUGAACCACAAAAUUUUCGGUUAUCGGGCUGUGGUUUGUGGAAUGGAUCCUGUUUGCUGUGAGUCACAUUCAUGGAUGGAAGCUGCAAAGGUUGCAAAGCUGCCUCGGAGUUCUAAUCAACCAUUUUAUCAGGUUUUGGUCGAUGUGCAUGAAGAUCCUAAUCUACUGGUGGCAUAUGUUGCCGAAGAGAAUUUGGUGGCACCUGACGAACCAGCCAUGGGGAGGUUUGAUCAUCCCUACAUAUCGUUUCUAUUUUACGGGAUGGAUGCAGCUGGAGAUUUUAUCCCAGUCAGGCAGCUGAGGGAGAAGUAUAAUAGGCCACGGCAUGAAGUUCCCAAUGAUCCCCAUGAUAAGGAAAGUGGAGAUGAUGCAUGAAGAACUAUUGUGAUAUUUAGCUACCAAUGUGAAACUUCACUUUUGAGUAGUUCCCUAUAUUACUGAUGAUUUAGGAUCCUGUAUCAUGUAUGUAAAUAUACACUUGUCUUUCGUUUUUUUUUUUCCCUUCUUUCUAGUGCACACUAAUGUAAAUUGUCUUUAAAUUAUUGAGAGUCAACAACAGGGGAUUAAUAA
Molecule: messenger RNA, 1507 nt
Organism: Tripterygium wilfordii
Lineage: Eukaryota; Viridiplantae; Streptophyta; Magnoliopsida; Celastrales; Celastraceae
Product: clp protease adapter protein ClpF, chloroplastic
Exons: 9
Coding region: 287-1312 (341 amino acids)
Molecular function (GO): DNA binding; protein binding
Source: RefSeq, a predicted model, not a curated record